Messenger RNA from Pomacea canaliculata, 477 nucleotides. RefSeq lists its product as uncharacterized. The coding region runs from base 22 to 348 and encodes 108 amino acids. The record is from RefSeq and is a predicted model, not a curated record. Lineage: Eukaryota; Metazoa; Mollusca; Gastropoda; Architaenioglossa; Ampullariidae. The transcript has 3 exons.
GAGCAGGAAACGGCGAACCAAAUGUUGGAGGAAAAGAUGGCUGAGCUAAAGAAGAAAAUUAUCGGUGAACUGGAGAAUGUGGAGCAUGUAUGCAUCACUGCAGAUUGCUGGACUGCUCAUCGAAGGUCAUUCUUGGGAGUUACCUGCAAUUUUUUGGAAGGCUAUGAAAGAAAAUCCUUUGCGUUGGCCUGCAAAAGAGUGAAAGGUUCGCACACCCAUGAUGUCCUAGCCACGCAGCUCGACUCCAUCCUGAGAGAGUACAAGAUCCAGAACAAAGUUGUUCGCAUUGACUGCAGAGGCAGCAUUGAUGGACACGCCAGUCCAAUCCCCAACCAAGUGCUCAGCUGAACUGGCCGACUUCAUCAUUUAUGAAGAAGUUACCGGCACCCCUGAGACAACUACCUUCCUGAUGUCUGGAUUGUCGCAGAAUGUCAGUGAACUGGACAAAUAGCCCACGAUCAAACAACUCUAUCUGCG